This is a messenger RNA of Hippocampus comes (tiger tail seahorse), 1248 nucleotides long. Its product is annotated as glycosyltransferase family 92 protein F13G3.3-like. Gene Ontology annotation, cellular component: cytoplasm. The coding region runs from base 1 to 1236 and encodes 411 amino acids. Lineage: Eukaryota; Metazoa; Chordata; Actinopteri; Syngnathiformes; Syngnathidae. The record is from RefSeq and is a predicted model, not a curated record. Gene Ontology annotation, molecular function: glycosyltransferase activity. The transcript is spliced from 4 exons.
AUGGGAAUCACAGUGUUCAUGGGGCUUCCCACCAUGUGCCCUGGGCAGCCGAGCGAGGAAACCAUCACCCGUCUGCAUGGCACCAAGCACCUACUGGUGUCAGCAUACGCGGACCGCAGGGUGUCUGGCAAGGACAUACGCAUUAUUGGCAUCUUCAAUAGGUACUCGGCGCAGGAGCUGCAUUGCGUCUUCUGCUGCCAGGGAUCCAUGUCCGGUCAGAGCCCAGCGACAGUUCUGCUGCAUUCCGACAACUUUGGCUACCCUUAUGUCACCACCGAUGUCCUGUGUCAGACACCGGCUGGAUGUAAAGGGUCUCAUGUGGCCCUCGUGCCAUCCCAACUGCGUGCCACCACAGAAAACCUAGCGUGGCUGCCUGUAAGGAACCUGAAGGAGGCAGAACAGGAAGAGGCAAGGCUGCCAUUCAACUUGACAGUGUGCAUUUCAGUCCUGUUUGAAAACUUCAACAAUGUCCUCCAGGCAGCUGACCUGUACAUCCUAGAGAUGUACAGGUUGCUUGGCGUUAACAAGGUGGUGAUCUACAACAUCAGUAGUGGCCCGGAGCUUGACCGCCUAUUACAUAGCUACAGCCAGGAAGGCUUCCUGGAGACUGUGCCUUGGCCAAUAAACUGGCAUCUGACACUCUCUCAUGGCUGGCUCUUCUCCGAGAGCGGCGGUGACCUGCACUAUUUUCGUCAGCUGACCACACUGAACGAGUGCAUCUACAGGUCCAUGCAUCAGUCACGCUACGUUCUGCUCAAUGACUUGGAUGAGAUCAUCAUGCCGUACCAACACGAUGACCUGCCGUCGCUGAUAAGCGAUCUCCAACAACAGCAUCCGGACACCAGCGAGUUCCGCAUUGAAAACCAUAUAUUUCCGAAGACGCACGUGGAGCCCAGCGGCAAGUUCCAACUACCUCAGUGGGAGGGCGUGCCAGGGUUAAAUAUCCUGCAACACAUCUACCGAGAGGAGCCAGACUAUUCUAUUUAUCACCCAUACAAGAUGAUCGUUCGGCCAAGGUUGGUGGAGCAGACGUCGGUGCACGAAGUGCUGAAGAAAUCCGGGAAAAGCUACAAAGUCCCACGGGAAGUGUGCCGGAUCAUUCAUGUCCGCACUCCUCUGCGCGCCUCCUUGAAGCUGGAGCAGCUGCACAUGGACAUGAGACUGUGGGACUUCCAUCAAAAACUGAUCCCCAGUGUCAACCAAGCUUUAAGGAGAGCGGGGCUGCUCAAAACUUAGCUCAUGACUUAU